GAUCGGCUGUACUUUGCUACACUGCGGAGUAAACCAAAAAGUACCGUAAAUACCCACUACUUCUGCACCGACGAGGAACUGGUCUAUGAAAAUUUCUAUGGAGAUUUUGGACCUUUAAAUUUGGCAAUGUUAUACAGAUACUGCUGUAAACUGAGUAAGAAAUUAAAGUAUUUCAGCCUAUCAAGAAAGAAGAUCGUGUACUACACCAGCUUCGACCAGCGGAAACGAGCAAACGCAGCGUUUCUGAUCGGUGCAUAUGCUGUAAUAUACUUGAAGAAAACACCAGAAGAAGCUUACAGAACACUUUUGUCUGGAUCUAAUCCACCUUAUCUUCCAUUUAGGGAUGCUUCAUUUGGGAACUGCACAUACAAUCUUACGAUCUUGGACUGUUUGCAGGGAAUAAAUAAGGCCUUGCAGCAUGGAUUUUUUGACUUUAAGACAUUUGAUGUGGAUGAAUAUGAACACUAUGAGCGAGUGGAAAAUGGUGACUUCAACUGGAUUGUUCCCGGAAAAUUUCUGGCAUUUAGUGGACCACACCCAAAAAGCAAACUGGAGAAUGGUUAUCCUCUUCAUGCACCUGAAGCCUAUUUUCCCUAUUUCAAGAAACAUAAUGUCACAUCCAUCAUAAGACUCAACAAAAAAAUUUAUGAGGCCAAACGUUUCACUGAUGCUGGCUUUGAGCAUUAUGACCUGUUCUUCACAGAUGGAAGCACACCAAGUGACAGUAUAGUUCAGAGGUUCCUCAACAUCUGUGAGAAUGCUGAUGGGGCUAUUGGUGUACAUUGUAAAGCUGGACUGGGGAGAACAGGAACGCUGAUUGCCUGCUACAUAAUGAAGCACUACAAGUUCACACAUGCUGAAGCCAUUGCUUGGAUAAGAAUAUGUCGACCAGGCUCUAUUAUAGGACCCCAGCAACACUUCUUGGAAGAGAAGCAAGCAAUGUUAUGGCUGGAGGGAGAUCUCAUCCAAUCAAAGCAGAAACAGCGAGUCCUUGAUGGAAACAUUAACAGAGUUCUUUGUGGCUUGAAGGACAUUUCAAUCAGUGACAGCUUGAAUAAAGUGAAAGACUUGGAUCAAUACAGGCAGGGUGAGCUUGAAGACAAUGCAGAUGUGGAAGCUCAGGAUGGCAUGACGCAGGGAGAUAAGCUCAAUGCCUUAAAAACUCGGAGACGGACGUGUUCUAGUACAGCUGGAGCUCUGAGGCUGCAAGACACAAAACUACACACCAGGUCACGAUCACAACCUUUCAGACUCAAUACUUCAGGUAGCACAGAAGGAUCCAUGUCUCCUCUGAAGGCCUCCAAGGUGAUGGCAGUUAAUUCACCAUCUGCAGAAAGAAUAAGCAGAAUUUCUACAUCCUCAGGCUCUAACCUUAAAAGUGUUUCCAUACACUCCAGACUAGCCAGUUCUCUAGGGAACCUGUACGCUGCUUCAGAUGAUGAUGAGAGCAAACUGACAUCAUCGUCCUCUAGGACAGGUCUUUCUGUAAGCCAUAUCUCCAGCCACUUGAAGGGCAGCUUGCAGCUGCCUCACAGCAAUAACCAUGAACUGAACAACAACUUGUACAACAGAAACAGCAGUAGUGGCAGCAGCCUGAGCAGCCCAACCAGUUUCCCCAGCGCCGUGACAGAUGAGUAUGCAUCAACCUUCCUUUAUGGGCCCUACGACUCCUCCAGCACGAUCCCAGAAUCAAUGAAGUCCCUUCAGUCUGAGUAUGUUCAGUACUAA
Nestor notabilis (Kea) is the source of this 1728-nucleotide messenger RNA. RefSeq names its product dual specificity protein phosphatase CDC14A-like. Lineage: Eukaryota; Metazoa; Chordata; Aves; Psittaciformes; Psittacidae. Bases 127 to 1728 code for a protein of 533 amino acids. Gene Ontology annotation, cellular component: centrosome; mitotic spindle; nucleolus. The record is from RefSeq and is a predicted model, not a curated record. The transcript is spliced from 15 exons. Gene Ontology annotation, molecular function: protein tyrosine/serine/threonine phosphatase activity; protein serine/threonine phosphatase activity. Gene Ontology annotation, biological process: positive regulation of cytokinesis; microtubule cytoskeleton organization; protein dephosphorylation.